AUGCAGUGGGUUACUUACUUUAGGACAACGGCUUCUGCGUUGAAAAGGAAGCUGACAGGCCUUCCAAAGUCAGAGCGGACGCCAGACAACAAACAUUUGAUAGAGUUCGUGCUGCUGUGGAAAAGAGUCCUUGCAGGGAAGAUAAAAGGAGACCAUACCGAUGUCAAAGGUGAAAAACCAGCAAGUGGGAAAGCAUUUGAAUUGAAGAAUGGAGUUAUCGCACAUUUGUUCACGUGGCGGUGGUCAGAUAUUGCCGAUGAAUGUGAGCAGUUUUUGUCCAAAAAAGGGUUUGAUGGUGUCCAAAUCUCUCCUCCUGCAGAGCACGUUAAGUCAAAUGGACUCUGGGCUAGGUACCAAGUAGUCUCAUAUCAGCUGGCCAGCAAUUCAGGGAGUGAAAAUCAGCUGAGAGAUAUGGUUAAAAGGUGUAACAAUGUUGGUGUUAGGGUUUUUGCCGAUGUUGUAUUAACCCACAUGACAGAUAUAACGGAAAGACGUGUUGGCGUGGCAGGUACAUCUUUUUACCCUGAAGACAAGUAUUACCCGGGUGUACCAUACACAAAAGAAGAUUUCUAUCCACCCUGUACAAUAACUGACCCGUCUGAUGCAAAACAGAUACGAGAGUGUCAAGAUGAUGAACUGAAUGACUUGAACCAUUCUCGUGAAUCAGUAAGGGAGAAGAUUGUGCAUCAUUUGAACCACUUGAUAGAAAUCGGGGUAGCUGGUUUUAGGAUAAAUUUUGCCGAUAUAAUGUAUCCUGAUAACUUGUCAGUGAUCUACCAAAGACUGGAUUAUCUCAACACAGAACACGGCUUCCCUGCAGAAACUAGACCUCUGAUAUUCCAUGAAGUCUAUACUUUUGAUGAUGAGGGGCCAAUAAAGUAUGAGGAGUACACCCCACUAGGAUUAGUCCUGGACUUUACGUUUGGCCUUCAGUUGGGGAAGUUUUUUCAAGGCAAACAAAAUCUCAAAGAUCUUCAGAACUUUGGCUCAGAAGGAAUUAUCCUGCCAAAACAACAGCGUGUUGUGUUUGUUGAAAAUCAUAUCACGGAACGAUUACCACUAUUAUCAGUAGACUUGUUUCUAAGCUACAACAAACCAAAAGCGUACAAGAUGGCAGUGAUUUUCAUGUUGGCUCAUGGAGAUGACACUUGCAAGAUAUUUUCGGGUUACCGGUUCGAAGAUGUACGUCAAGGCCCUCCUGAUCUGCCUCCUCGUCCUAUCAAGAGAAACGUUUGUUCCAACGGUUGGGAGUGUCAACAUCGGUGGCGUCAGAUAUACAAUGCAGUGGAAUUCCACAAUGUUGUCAAAGGUACGCCAGUGACUAAUUGGUGGAGCAAUGGGAAAAAUCAAAUUGCUUUUUGUCGAGGAAACAAAGGAUUUGUGGCUUUUAAUUUGGACAAUGUUGAAUUAAACCAGAAUCUAAAGACAUGCCUGCCAGAGGGAGAAUAUUGUGAUAUAAUAUCUGGAGAAGUUACAACUACAGGGUGUUCUGGCAAAACAAUAAAAGUUGAAAAAGACGGAAAAGCAAACAUAGUUAUACCAGAGAACGCAAGUCCUGAUGACGGUGUUGUGGCAAUCCACAUUCAAUCUGGAACUGUGUACGGAGAUGGGAAUCGGAAGAAAACUGAGAUGUAA
Macrosteles quadrilineatus (aster leafhopper) is the source of this 1635-nucleotide messenger RNA. Its product is annotated as alpha-amylase-like. The coding region runs from base 1 to 1635 and encodes 544 amino acids. The transcript has 11 exons. The record is from RefSeq and is a predicted model, not a curated record. Lineage: Eukaryota; Metazoa; Arthropoda; Insecta; Hemiptera; Cicadellidae. Gene Ontology annotation, biological process: carbohydrate metabolic process. Gene Ontology annotation, molecular function: alpha-amylase activity; cation binding.